This is a messenger RNA of Epinephelus lanceolatus (giant grouper), 2853 nucleotides long. Its product is annotated as saccharopine dehydrogenase-like oxidoreductase. NCBI's taxonomy places the organism in Eukaryota, Metazoa, Chordata, Actinopteri, Perciformes, Serranidae. The record is from RefSeq and is a predicted model, not a curated record. Gene Ontology annotation, biological process: glycolipid biosynthetic process. Gene Ontology annotation, cellular component: mitochondrion; plasma membrane; lipid droplet.
AAGUAGACAAAGAAGCACUGUCAGAGCUGCAUGCAGCAGUCCUGUCAGUCCGUCAGAGGUGAAGGUAUCGCAGUGAGUGAGCUCCCCCAGCUUGUGUGCUGUCACAAUGGCGCGUAUUGAGACAUCAUCCAGCAGGCCGUACCACCUGGUUAUCUUCGGAGCCUCCGGGUUCACGGGACAGUUUGUGGUGGAGGAGGUGGCUCGGACUGUAUCCGAGGGUCCGAAAGGGAACCUGAAGUGGGCCGUGGCAGGCAGGAGCAAGCAGAAGCUAGAAAAAGUUCUGGAGCAGGCCGCCGGAGUCCUCAGUAAGCCUGAGCUGAGGUCAGAGGUGGACAUCCUUGUGGCAGAUGUAGAAGAACCAGACUCCCUGGCAGCCAUGUGCAAACAGGCUGUUAUCGUCCUCAACUGCGUGGGGCCUUACAGGUUCUAUGGCGAGCCAGUGGUCAAAGCCUGUGUGGAGAAUGGAGCCCACCAUAUCGACAUCAGUGGAGAGCCUCAGUUUCUGGAGGGCAUGCAGUUGAACUACAGCAGCCAGGCAGCUGACAAAGGUGUUUACAUCAUCGGGAGCUGUGGAUUUGACUCCAUACCUGCGGACAUGGGAGUCCUCUACACCAGGGACCAGUUCAAGGGUACGCUGACUGCAGUGGAGAGCUUCCUGACUGUCAGUUCAGGAGAGGAGGGUGGAUGCAUCCAUGAUGGCACGUGGCAGUCAGCCGUCUACGGUUUCGCCGACAGUCAGAAGCUCCAGAGUCUCAGGAGGAAGUUUAAUCACAAACCUCUCCCUACUGUUGGCUCGAAGCUUAAACGCAGGGGAGCUUUAUUCUUCAGUAAUGAGAUCCAGCAGUACACGGUGCCGUUCAUGGGCUCCGAUCCUUCCGUUGUGAAGAGAACUCAGCGCUUCCUGGUGGAGGAACACGAGGCCAAACCGGUUCAGUACGGAGCGUAUGCAGGAGUUGGAGGUAUUGGCAACGUUAUCAAGAUGAUGUUUGCUGGUAUGUUGUUCUGGUUCUUAGUCAAGUUCAGUUUUGGACGCAACCUGCUCAUCAAGUACCCAGAGUUCUUCUCCUUUGGAGUGUUCUCCAAGGCUGGACCAACGAGAAAGCAGAUGGAGGCUUCAUCCUUCCAGUUUGCUUUCUACGGAGAGGGCUACACAGAGGAACAGGACCCCUCCCAGGGAAAACCUAAUGCCAAGAUCCGCACACUGGUUCAGGGACCAGAGUGUGGAUAUGUGGCCACGCCCAUUGCCAUGGUACAGGCUGCUCUAACGAUCCUCAACGAACCCACAGCCCUGCCCAAGACGGGAGGAGUGUACACCCCAGGAGCUGCUUUUGCUAAAACCACACUGAUCGACCGUCUCAACAAACAUGGCAUCCAGUUCUCUGUCAUCUAAAGUUUAUCCCCCUCCCUGAUGCCGUACUCCAGGUUUUUCUCAGCACUUACUAAUAUGCAUAAUAACAACUGGGAAGUUUACGAUUUUAGAGGAGAGCUACUUCAUCCCGCAAUGGCCUGAGAUGGAGUGCACGUUCAGAUUAAGUUCUAACACCUUUUUGAUGGUACCUUCAGCAUUUAUCUUUUUUAUUUGGUCUGAAACUUGCCACUUGUCUUUCUUUGGCUUGAAUGUAGAAUUUACUCUGCUUGUGAGACAAAUAGCACAGCUGCAGCAGCGUUUCCCAACCAAGGACAGUCAAAGCACAGAUGUGUGUAAAUGGGUUUACACUAACAGGAUUAUCACUAAUGAAAGGAGAGCUCUGGGCAGGAUUUAUGUAAUUAUUAUUCAUAUUUGAACCUCAUUGGACAGAAAAUGUUUUACUACUAGUCUCUCCCUACCACUGUUUACUAUCAAGUGAUACAAGAGAAAAUGUGUAGAUGGCACUUUUAUCAUACCAAAGAUUGGUUUGUGACAUUCGUGACAUAUUGGUAUUGGUAUUUACCUACACAACAACAGCUAGCUCGACAACAAAUCAUGUUCUCUUGACAACCUGUCAAAUAAAAUAGCUACUGUAAAGCAGGAUAACAGCUUGAUAGCAUUAAUGUAGUGAUCCUGGACCAUGUGUCAUAUGGAUCAUUGUUGUGGAUUUGUAUUGUAGGUUGAAAUCUACAUCAUUACAAAUGUAGCAAACAGUGUUAAAAAGCAUCAGCUCUAAGUGUUUUAGAAACGUAAAGUUAUACAGUCUUUAUAAGUGUUGUCCUUGUGACAUACAGUAGCUUCAGAUGCACAAGGACUUUACUCUUUAAGUAGCAGUAACAUGGCAGCUGUACAUCUUCUGGUUCAGUGGAGUAAAGCUGUCAACAGAGAAUAGAAGCCUGCUGAGUGUGUGUGUGUGUGUGCGUGUGCGUGCGUGUAUGUAUGUGUGUGCACGUACAUGCUUGCCUUUCCUGGCUUGGCCUGUUAGCUAAAAAUCCAGAUUGCUUUGUUUUCGACAGUUAAUAGUUGGACUAUCACUAAAUCAUCCUACUUUCUUGAAUCUUUUUUUGUAGCUGAAUGUUGCAACAAUUCACCGAUCCAGAUGUUUACUUUUGAGCCUCGUCAGAAAAAUGUUUCUAGUUUCUAGUGCACGAAACAGCAUGAGUUACUCCAUGAGACAGAACGAGCUGUCUCUGAUGUUUUGUUAACAAGUGUGUGGAAAGUUUUAGGUUGUUUUUUUUUUUUUAAUCUUUAGAAGUUUGUCGCUCCUAUGGACUGGAAUUGAUUUAUCCAUAAAGUGAUGUUGAUCUCAGUCCUUGUUUUUCACAUCUGAGAGUGCGAGCAUCAUGUGCACGUGACAAGAAUGUUUUUGAGGUUGUUGUUUUUUUCGGUGUGCUUUGCUUUAUAUGGGCCUCAUAAAUAAAAGGAACUCUGCUAAUAGAAAGAAA